AUGUCAUUGUCAGAGAGAAAUAAAAGUGGGGCCAUGUUCACUCUUUUGGGCUUCUCAGGUUGCCCAGAACUGCAGGUUCCCCUCUUCCUGGUAUUUCUGGCCAUCUACAGUGUCAGUGUUGUAGGGAAUGUAGGAAUGAUUGUAAUCAUCAAAAUUAACCCCAGACUGCACACCCCCAUGUACUUUUUCCUCAGCCACCUCUCAUUUGUGGAUUUCUGCUAUUCUUCUGUCAUUGUUCCCAAGAUGCUGGUGAACCUAGUUGUAGAAGACAGAACCAUUUCGUUUUUAGAAUGUGUAGUACAAUACUUUCUCUUUUGUACCUUUGUGGUGACUGAAUCCCUUCUAUUAGCUGUAAUGGCCUAUGACCGCUUUGUGGCCAUUUGCAACCCUCUGCUCUACACAGUUGCCAUGUCCCAGAGACUCUGUGCUAUGCUGGUGGGGGGAUCAUAUGUAUGGGGAGUUGGGUGUUCCUUGAUAUUCACAUGCUCUGCUUUGAAAUUAUCUUUUCAUGGUUCCAACAUAAUCAAUCACUUGUUUUGCAAGUUCUCCUCACUUCUUUCCCUUUCUUGCUCUAAUACUUACCUCAAUGAAUUGUUGCUUUUUAUCUUUGCUACUUUUAAUGUGGUGAGUACAUUACUCAUCAUUCUCACAUCUUAUGUGUCCAUCCUUGUCACCAUCUUGAAAAUGAGUUCAGCCAGUGGUCGUCAUAAGACAUUCUCUACCUGUGCCUCUCAUCUGACUGCCAUCACUAUCUUCCAUGGCACCAUCCUCUUCCUCUACUGUGUGCCCGACUCCAAAAACUCCAGGCACACUAUCAAAAUAGCCUCUGUGUUGAAUCCCUUGAUCUACAGUCUGAGGAAUAAGGAUGUCAAGAAUACAGUCAGCAAGAUAAUGGAUGCUAAAGUCUUUUCUCAUUAA
Messenger RNA from Loxodonta africana (African savanna elephant), 918 nucleotides. RefSeq names its product olfactory receptor 5D18-like. NCBI's taxonomy places the organism in Eukaryota, Metazoa, Chordata, Mammalia, Proboscidea, Elephantidae. Bases 1 to 918 code for a protein of 305 amino acids. The transcript has a single exon. Gene Ontology annotation, biological process: G protein-coupled receptor signaling pathway; sensory perception of smell. Gene Ontology annotation, cellular component: membrane. The record is from RefSeq and is a predicted model, not a curated record. Gene Ontology annotation, molecular function: olfactory receptor activity; odorant binding; G protein-coupled receptor activity.